AUGACGAAUGCCAGCGUGCCCACGGCUCCGGCGGCGCGGCGCCGUCGCAUACUCCUCCUGCUGGCGAACUACGCAGCGCUGCUGGUGGGCUCAGUCGCGGCGAGCCUGCUGUCCCGGUUUUACUUCGCGCACGGCGGGCAGAACCGGUGGGUCGCCACGCUGGUGCAGUCGGCGGGGUUCCCGCUGCUCGUCGCCGCCGUGCUCGCCUCCGGCCGCCCUGCCGCCGCGCCGCGCCCGUUCUUGUGGUUCUCGCCGCGGUUCCUCGCCGGCUGCCUGGUCAUCGGCGCCCUGAUGGGCGCCAACAACCUGCUGUUCUCGUACAGCUCCUCGUUCCUGCCGGUGUCGACGUCGUCGCUGCUGCUGUCCACGCAGCUCGCGUUCACGCUCGUGCUGGCCGCCGUCAUCGUCCGCCACCCGCUCACCUUCGUCAACCUCAAUGCCGUCAUCCUCCUGACGGUCAGCUCGGUGCUCCUCGCGCUCCGCGAAUCUGGCGAGAGCCCCGAGGGCAGCGGCCGGUCGCAGUACAUCAUCGGCUACGUCGUCACGCUGGGCGCCGCGGGGCUCUUCGCCGCGUACCUCCCCGUCAUGGAGCUCCUGUACCGGAAGGCGGUGUCCGGCGGGUUCGUCCUGGCCGUGGAGGUGCAGGCGGUGAUGCAGGCCAUGGCCUCGCUGGUGGCGGCGAUCGGGCUGGCGGCCGUGGGAGGGCCCCGCGAUGACGUGGCGCGCUGGAAGGGCUCCACGGCGCAGUACUGGGCCGUCGUGGCGAUGCUGGUGCUGACGUGGCAGGCGUGCUUCAUGGGCACGGCCGGCGUGAUUUACCUGACGUCGUCGCUCCACAGCGGCGUGUGCAUGGCCGCCGUGCUCACGGCGAACGUGCUGGGCGGCGUGGUCGUCUUCGGCGACUCGUUCGGCGCGGAGAAGGCCGUCGCCACCGCGCUCUGCGUCUGGGGCCUCGCCUCGUACCUUUACGGAGAGUACACGAAGAAGAAGAAAGAGGAUGAAGCUUCUCCGUCCGCUGUCGACGACGAAAGCGUCCACCUCAAGAGCAUCGCAGGUGGCAGUGGCGUCCCUGAUCGAGAGCUCGAAACCGUUUGA
This is a messenger RNA of Panicum virgatum (switchgrass), 1095 nucleotides long. RefSeq names its product probable purine permease 4. NCBI's taxonomy places the organism in Eukaryota, Viridiplantae, Streptophyta, Magnoliopsida, Poales, Poaceae. The transcript has a single exon. Gene Ontology annotation, molecular function: purine nucleoside transmembrane transporter activity. The coding region runs from base 1 to 1095 and encodes 364 amino acids. The record is from RefSeq and is a predicted model, not a curated record. Gene Ontology annotation, cellular component: membrane.